AUUACACCAUAAAUGACACCGCAGUGGAAAGUUGGACCACAGGAUGUGGUCAUCAACACUACUUGGGACAUUGACGGGCCCAGCCUUCGUGGGCGGUGUGUGUUUUUGAACCGACAGUUUACAAAUCCGGGCCUAUUUCGUUGGAAGAGGUUGCGUGACAUCUUUCAUCUCCUGAUCCCUGCUGUUGCGGCAUCUUGGCUGUCCGCGUGUCAACCAUGCACCCCUCACACACAGUCGCCGCUCUGGUGUGUCUGUUGGCGGGGGCCGUGGCCGCCGUUCAGAGCCCACCUGAAACAGUCUUCCUGGACAAGCAGCAGGCCAGCUCGCUGAUCUCUCGUCACAAGAGGAGCGUCGACGGCGCCAACCAGCCGUCCUCCACCCUGGAGCAGGCCUGCAUGGAGAGGGUGUGCACCUACGAGGAGGCCCGAAAGCACUUCCAGGACUCGUACCGCACGGACAUCUUCUGGUCCGUCUACAUCGACGGAGAUCAGUGUGCAGACAGACCCUGCAAGAACGGGGCCUUGUGCUCCGACAGCGUGGGAGGCUACGACUGCGUCUGCAAGGCGGGCUUUUCGGGGGUCCACUGUGAGACCGACCAGACCCUGUGCGUCCUGGAGAAGAACAAGGGAUGCUCCCAGUUCUGUAAGCCGGGCUACACGUCCUACGAGUGCUCCUGUGCACGCGGGUGGAAACUCAGUCGCACGGACCGCAAUAAGUGCGAACCUGCAGUACGCUAUCCCUGCGGGAAGGUGAACAGCCUGAGUCGCUGGGAGGAAAGGAAGUCCAGCAACGUGCGGAGUAAUUAUCAAGGACUCGCCUGUGCCUCCGGAGAGUGUCCCUGGCAGGCUAUACUCAAGAACUCCGAGUCUGAAGGAUUCUGUAGCGGCAUCAUUCUGAAAGAGAACCUGGUCUUGACGUCGGCUCAGUGUGCGAUCAAGUACAGCUCCUUCCAAGUGGUUGUUGGCAAGCGCAAAAUGACCUACGAUGACGGCGAGCAGACCCUCUACGUGAAAAUAUCCCACAUGCACAAACACUACGUGCCGGGUCGCCCCGAGAACGACCUGGCGGUGGUGGAGCUCCGCGAUCGCAUUGUCUUCAGGAAGGAUGUGACUGCCGCCUGCCUCCCCGAGAAGGACUUUGCAGAGAGCGUCCUCAUGACCGGAGAGCUUCCCGCCGUGGUCACAGGCUGGAAAGACCCCCAGCAGGGAGUUUCUUCCUUUCAGGGCCCGCUGACCCUCAACCACCUGGCGUACAACGGUCUGGCUCAAUGUCUGGAGACUCAUCCCGACGUGAUGAACAACAAGAUGGGCUGCACGACCGCCCGCGCCAACGCCGACUGCACCAUGAGCUCCGGCAGCCCCCUGCUCACCUUGUACAGGGAGGUGUUCUUCCUCACCGGGGUGGUCAGCCAGCCGCCAGGCGCCGACUGCAGCAAGGGCUACGUCUUUCAGAAAGUCUCGCGCCACCUGGGCUGGCUUCAGUCGCUCAUGCGCUCCCUCUAGUGGACAAACGUCCUGCACUUCAAUCAUACCCACAUCUACCCUCUUACUACUGUACGACUGUAUCGCUCACUUCAUAGCUGCCUGCGGUUGCUCAUCCACAAGGUGGCGCUCGAGUAAAGUAAAGCAUAAGUGCACUGAAUUAUUCAGCAUGUGGAUGUACCUUGGAAUUCAUAAUAAUCAUCUUGUUCUUGUUUGACGUGUAAUCACCAUAACCAAAAUAAACUUAUGUGUCAUCUCCUGUA
Messenger RNA from Doryrhamphus excisus (bluestripe pipefish), 1744 nucleotides. RefSeq names its product protein Z, vitamin K-dependent plasma glycoprotein a (gene proza). The record is from RefSeq and is a predicted model, not a curated record. Gene Ontology annotation, molecular function: calcium ion binding; serine-type endopeptidase activity. Gene Ontology annotation, cellular component: extracellular region. NCBI's taxonomy places the organism in Eukaryota, Metazoa, Chordata, Actinopteri, Syngnathiformes, Syngnathidae. Gene Ontology annotation, biological process: blood coagulation; proteolysis.